This is a messenger RNA of Paracoccidioides brasiliensis Pb18, 1104 nucleotides long. RefSeq lists its product as uncharacterized. The transcript has 2 exons. Bases 1 to 1104 code for a protein of 367 amino acids. The record is from RefSeq and is a predicted model, not a curated record.
AUGGCAUCACCAAUUGAUCCCCUGGUGAAGACGUAUCCCAUGCCUGCCCCGAAAGUGUCCAAAAAGGUCUUCCCCAUCUCCAGCAUUCUUUGCGAUGUCUAUGGCCUGGACGAACUACCCCCACAGGCAACGGAGGUCUCCUGUCUCUACCUCCUGCAUCCACGGCUAAGUACCGCAGACCGCAUGGAGGGAAUCGCCGGGUUUGCCAUUACGGAUUGGAACGAUCGACUACGUGCGGGCCGGGUGCCUUCCAAUCAGAAGAAUAAGGGGUUGAUUGCCGUUGCCUUUGACCAGCGGAACCAUGGCUCCAGGCUUGUCGAUAAGCUAUCGAAUGAGGCGUGGAGACAGGGGAAUCCUAGACACGCGCAGGAUAUGUUUGCUACAUUUCAGGGAACCGCCCGGGAUGUCUCUCUCCUUAUAGAUUUUAUGGGCGCGUACGUCUUCCCCGAUUCCUCACGGAAAAUCACCACAAACCUCGCCCUAGGCGUCUCCCUAGGCGGCCACGCAACAUGGAGCUGCCUCCUGCACGAGCCCCGCAUCACCAGCGCCGUCAUCAUAAUCGGCUGCCCGGAUUACAUGAAUCUAAUGACUGAACGUGCCAAACUCUCCAAGCUCUCCACCUGGAAAGACUCCACGCCGCCAGGUUCGCAAUUCCUCGGCUCGGGCUCCUUCCCUCAAGCGCUUAUUGAUGCAAUUAGGAGAUACGACCCGGCCGGAUUGUUCCUAGGCCAUGUGAGCCAGCCCUCCGCCGCCGGGAUCCUGCGUAGUGGCACCCUUCCUGAACCCACGAAGGCAGAAAAGAGAGUCCUCCGCCCGCUCUUGAAGAGAUGUCUGCAAGGGAAAAGAAUCCUGCUGAUAUCUGGGGGGAAGGAUAAGUUGGUGCCGUAUGCAAGGGGGGAGCCGUUCCUGACAUGGUUGAAAAAGGCGAUCUCGCCGGGUGGCUGGUUCGCAGAUGGCGCUGUGACGUUGGAAGAUCUGCUUGAUGAGGAGGCGGGGCAUGAGGUUACGCCGGUGAUGAUCGAGCAGUCGAUUCGGUUUAUUGGGGACAGUCUGGCGGCAGGUCAGGAGAAUACACACCCUAAGGUUCGCACUUCGAAGAUCUAG